Arvicola amphibius (Eurasian water vole) is the source of this 534-nucleotide messenger RNA. RefSeq names its product von Ebner gland protein 1-like. The transcript is spliced from 6 exons. The record is from RefSeq and is a predicted model, not a curated record. Bases 1 to 534 code for a protein of 177 amino acids. Lineage: Eukaryota; Metazoa; Chordata; Mammalia; Rodentia; Cricetidae. Gene Ontology annotation, molecular function: small molecule binding.
AUGAAGACCCUGAUCCUCUGCUUUGGCCUCGGCCUUGUUGCUGCCCUGCAGGCCCAGGACUUACCUGCCACGGAAGAGACUCAUGAUCUGUCAGGAACGUGGUAUAUAAAAGCUACAGCAUCUGACAAGGAGAUUCCUGGCUUGAACUUAAGGUCUAUGUCUGUGACUCCCAUGACCGUCACGAACCUGGAAGGGGGCAACCUGCAAGUCAACUUCACUGUCCUGAUUGCAGGACGGUGCCACAAGAUGAACAAUGUCCUUGAGAAGACAGAUGUGCCUCUAAAAUACACAGCUGAUGGGGGCACUCAGGAGAUCUACAUCAUACCAUCUGCUGUGGAGGAUCACUACAUCUUCUACAUUGAAAACAACAUACACGGGCAUCAUUUCCGAAUGGCAAAACUUGUGGGCAGAGAUCCUGACGUCCACCAGGAGGCCCUGGAAGAUUUUCAGAAGGCUGUGAAGACUGGAGGCCUCAACACAGAGAGCAUCCUCAUGCCCAGGCAGAGUGAAACCUGCCCUCUAGGAAGUGAUUAG